AUGCCUGCCGAUACCCCCAGCCCGAACCGCAUCGAUCCUAAUCCCAAUAAUUGGCCAGACCGAGCGAAGCCGCUCACCAUCGAGGACGAGACCUUGCUCUUCAGGAUCUGUAAUCGCCACGCCUCUCACUUUGGGGUCUCUUGUACCCUAGUUGCCUGGUACAAAAUGGUGGCGGCGGACCUCGCACGCGCCCUUGGCCGUCCCUACCGGUGGGAACCCACGCGGCGUCGAAUUAAAGCGAUCACCCAACGGCGCCUACAGUGCCCAGGACGCUUUGAGCAAUGGGGUCAACAGGUUCCGAACCUCGGGCGCACUAUCGAUCCAACAAACCACUGGACCUUACAGUUGAUGGCCGAGGUUGACCAAUGGAUCCCGACCUGGCAACGCUGGGAAGAAAAGACCAAGGCCUGUAAACACGGUCGAAGGUUUAAGGGGAGAAAAGGCCACAAGCACGGCACUGCUGAUCCGGAUCAUCACCCUACACCAACACGGCCGGACUCGGUCGCUGAUUCCGCGACCCCCGGGACCCAUACUAGCGGGGCUGACCCCUGCCGCAGGCGUGAAUCCUACAUUUACCCUCCUCCGAAAGGCACUUCACCAUCCGAGGCCAUUACGCAGAUUCCGGACUCUGCCCCCCCGCCCAUCUUGGUUCCCGUUGAUAACCCAGCGCCCAAACCCGGUCACCAGCCAUCGACUCCGGUACCAGCCCCACCCACCUCGGUCAUCCUUUCGUUGAACUUCCCAGGCGAAAGUCCCCGAGUCCCAGUCCAGGUGGACGUCCUCGUGAAUCCCUAUUAA
This is a messenger RNA of Penicillium alfredii, 798 nucleotides long. RefSeq lists its product as uncharacterized. The coding region runs from base 1 to 798 and encodes 265 amino acids. Lineage: Eukaryota; Fungi; Ascomycota; Eurotiomycetes; Eurotiales; Aspergillaceae. The record is from RefSeq and is a predicted model, not a curated record. The transcript has a single exon.